CAACUCGAUGGAGGAAAACUGAAAGAAACAUCCUCGACUAUUCCAACUUGGAGCGUCCAGAUAUCUGAAAAGUUUCUCAAUUUUAUCUUUCUCGGCAGAUGAUUGACCUCCCCAUUCAGGUCAAGGCAUGUGCCCAGAUCCAAUUUUGAAAUGAAAAGGUCCCAUAAUUUUGGUGGGACGUCUGAACAACGUUUUUAAUGUUACAGCAUCACCGAACUUACCAUUCAAAACACAGUCAACCGAUCAGCCAGCUAACAACCGGUCUCCAUCCCUUCCAUGAUGGACACUCAAAUAUGAAUUCUCCUAGCCCACUAUUAAAUACACGCAUGUGCUUGAGUAUAAAUAAAAGAAACAUGAGACAAGAUCUCCGCAUGAAAACCGUGUUUAUAUGAUAGCUGCGAAGAAGCACGAGUUAUCCUCCAAUUUCAAAUCUAUCCAUCGCUUCCAUUCUUGACACCGGUUUGGGAGCAAAGAGGUAUAUAUAUAUAUAUAAAACGUCUGCAAGAAGGGUAGGUGCCUGUACUCGUUAUUAGUAGAAAAAACGAGGGGGGAAUAUUUUCGGAAGAAGUUUGAGGAGGAACAGCUGUUGUUAGUAGAAAGGAGUUCAUAUUUUGUCACAAACAAAAUAUGGGACAUGGAAAUAACAUAGGUAAGUACCAGUUAGGUCGAACAAUCGGAGAGGGAACAUUUGCCAAGGUUAAGCUGGCUGUAGACAGCACUGAUGGUCGUCCUCUUGCAAUCAAGAUCAUGGAUAAGAACAAGGUCAUGCAAAGACAUCUCAAGGAUCAGGUGCAGAGGGAGAUAAGAGCUAUGAAGCUCGUGCACCACCCCGGCAUCGUAAGGAUACAUGAGGUGAUUGGCACAAAGACAAAGAUUUAUAUGGUAAUGGAAUAUGUACCAGGAGGACAACUAGCAGAUAAGCUGUCCUAUGCCAAGAAACUUCGUGAAUCGGAGGCCAGAAGAAUAUUCCAUCAAUUGAUAGAUGCCGUGGACUAUUGCCAUAACAGAGGAGUUUAUCACAGAGAUCUAAAGCCAGAGAACUUACUUCUGGACGGCAAAGGAAAUCUGAAAGUCUCUGACUUCGGACUAAGUGCAUUACAAAAGACCGAAAGCUUGCUAACUACAACAUGCGGGUCACCUUACUAUAUAGCACCUGAGCUUAUUGCAAAUAAGGGUUAUGAAGGAGCAGCUGCAGAUGUUUGGUCCUGUGGGGUAAUCCUUUUUGAGCUACUGUCGGGAUAUCUACCAUUUGACGAACGUAGCCUCAUAAUGUUGUAUAAGAAGAUAUCUGCAGCUGAUUACACAUGUCCACAGUGGUUUACAGAAAGUCAAAAGAAGCUAAUAUCAAGAAUAUUAGAUCCAAAUCCCAGAAAGAGAAUAACAUUACCAGAGAUCCUUGAAGAUGAAUGGUUUCAGAUAGAUUACGUGCCUUCUUGUGGAUAUGAAUGUGAUGAAAAAAUCUUCUUGGAUGAUGUUAAUGCUGCUUUCAAUGCCGAUGAGGACAACACCUCAGAAACAGAGACCCCUAAAUCCUCAAGUUUCGUAAACGCUUUCCAACUAAUAGCAAUGUCCCAUGAUCUUGAUUUAUCAGGUCUCUUCGAAGAACAGGAACACAGGAAGCAGAAAACCAGGCUGGUAUCCAAAUAUACAGUUAACGAAACCAUAAGGAAAAUAGAAGCUGCUGCAAUGGAUGUGGGUUUGUCAGUUGAAAGAAUGAACAAUUUCAAGAUGAAAAUGCAUCAGAAACCAAACAUGAAAAGAUAUACCAGAUCAUAUUAUGACCUAUCAGCAGAGGUAAUUGAGGUUGCUCCUAUGAAUUGCGUUGUCGAAAUAUCAAAAUCAGUAGGGGAGACAAGAUUGUACAAAGAGUUUUGCAAAAGUUUAUUGAGUUUGCUGACAAAGAUAUCAGAUGUAUCAUUGCAAAAGGAAGGAUCAGAAAAAUCAAGCAACAAUAGAAGCACUCAAGAGAUAAGCAGCUGUGAGGAGCAAAAUGAAAACGUGACUAAUGGCCUUCAAGGCUAUUCCUCUUCUUGAUGAUUACCUUAACCUGCAUUUGACCUGGCAUUUCACACUUUCAAGAACCUCAGAGAAACUGGACACUUUAUUAUAUGAUAAUCUUUCAACUGCAGAACCUAAGAACCAUUGACAAGUACCAUAAGGCAGCAGGGCACUGUUCCUCCACAGAAACAAGUCAGCCCUGUUGUGUACAGGACUGUUUGCUUGCCCCAAAUUCUCUCCCAUUUCUUCUUUCUUUUUCUUUUUCUCUUUAUAUAUAUA
Molecule: messenger RNA, 2277 nt
Organism: Populus euphratica (Euphrates poplar)
Lineage: Eukaryota; Viridiplantae; Streptophyta; Magnoliopsida; Malpighiales; Salicaceae
Product: CBL-interacting serine/threonine-protein kinase 21
Exons: 15
Coding region: 628-2034 (468 amino acids)
Biological process (GO): signal transduction; protein phosphorylation
Molecular function (GO): protein serine/threonine kinase activity; ATP binding
Source: RefSeq, a predicted model, not a curated record